AGAAUGGCAGAAUUUCGCCUUCCUGCUAAGUUGCCUUGUUUUCGUGGGUGGCCGAGAGUCGACAAGAGUUCCUCUGUAGGAAUUACCAAUUUUUACUUAACAGUAGAGAUGGUGAAGAAGAAUGGAAAUGUUUCUAGGAUUGAAAUAAAAGCAGAGGAGCCGAAGAAUUGGCGUGAAGUUUACGGUCAAAUAAAAGCAAUGAAAAGCAAAAUUAUUGCACCGGUAGACAACAUGGGUUGUCAUACACUGGCUGACAGAAAAGAUCCCAAAGUGUUUCGUUUACAAACCCUCGUAGCACUCAUGCUAUCUAGUCAAACCAAGGAUACUGUUCUUGGUCCUACAAUGAAGAACUUGAAAGAGAACAUGCCGAAAGGGCUUACUGUUGAAGGAUUGGAAGCUAUAGAUGAAAAGGAAUUAAAUAUUCUCAUUGAAAAGGUCGGGUUUCAUAACCGGAAGGCCAUGUACUUGAAAAAGACUGCUAAGAUUUUAAAGGAAAAGUACGAUGGUGACAUUCCGGAUACAAUUGAAGGUUUGAUGGAAUUACCAGGCGUAGGGCCUAAGAUGGGCUACUUGUGUCUGGGUGUCGCUUGGAACAAGAUCGACGGAAUUGGCGUAGACGUUCAUGUUCAUAGGAUAUCGAAUUUACUUGGUUGGGUUCAUACAAAAACCGAAGAACAAACGCGACUAGCACUGCAGAGCUGGCUUCCAAAAGAGCUUUGGCUCGACGUAAACCACAUGCUCGUUGGGUUUGGACAAAUGAUAUGCUUACCUCGAGGGAGACGCUGUGACAUCUGUACACUAGCAGAAAACAAUCUCUGUCCUAGCGCUUUCACAGAAAACUCGCGAAUCAGCAAACAGUCGAAGAAGGGGCAAGCAAAGGACAAACGUGAUCUCGUAGCUGACGAAGACGAGGAUAAAGACGACAAGCUUACUACGAGAAAGACGGAAUCGCCUUCACUGUCUCCGCGAGACGAAAAACCAGCCGUACUUCAAGAAGACGAACGCCCUGCCAGGCCUCGGCGGGCAGCUUUUGAACGAUCACACUACUUUUCAAAAAAGUAUCUCGAGGACAUUGAGGAUUUAGUAUAAAACAGUUAUUCACAUUAUGGAAAAGCAUUUAUGUACUUAAUAUAGUACGACGUUCAUGAACCAUUUCUCGUUUAAUAAACAGUCAAAAGCUCCAUGAUUGCUUGCAUCAUCUUGUCCACAUCUUUUUGGGAGGAUGCUUCGACGUAAACACGCACAGCGUCCUCUGUGCCAGAAGCACGAAUAAAGGCACGAGCGGAUUCGUACGGACGCAUAAUCUCGUCCACAAUUUGUUGAAGGCCUGAUGGCUUUACCAGACGACGGUCGGCGUCUGUACAAACAAACUCAAAGCGGUUGCGCACAGUAGCUUUCGCCAAUGCAUUAGGGAGAUCAUGGUACAUAUUUAACCAGUCAGCAGCAUUCCAACCGAGCACUUGCAGCAAGAAAACAACCAUCAGAGUAUCACUAAUGCUAUCUCCAAUAGCUUGGUUGCAAAGGGUAGAGAGUCCCUUCAACAAGUUGACCGCAGAGCGUUGUUCUCCUGUCGCGUUUGCAGGCAACGUGUCCAGUUUUUGGAGACAAGACUUACUGAAAACGACAGUGCCGUGUCCGUUGGCUUCGAAAUAGACACCAAUGUCGUACUCCCUUGCAGCCUUCUCAAGAUGCUUAACACCGGUCAAUACGCAUUCGGCCCGAAUGUUCAAUUCAUCUUCGAGGUAUACUGUUGAAGCACCAUUCGCGUAAGCAGUUUGGAUGACACCUAAUUUAAGAUCAAGUUGUGAUGCCUUAAUGCAUGCAGAGAGUUGUUUCGCCGCCAAAACACUUAUUUUGUCUCCGUCAAGCAGAUGGAAUUUUUUUGCAGAGUCCACGAAGUAGAAAACAACUCUAUCCGCGUCUCCGUCAAAGGAAGCACAGAGCUGCAUGGGUGAAAGAGUUCCACUCAGUCCGGCGGGAAGGGACUGAGUUGUUUUGACGAAAUCAGCACCGCAGUUCUUGUUCAGCAGAUCGGUCUGCUCCGUGUUUUUAUUGACCAAUUCAAUCUCCAAAAAUGGGAGGAGCAUUGAGCAAAGCUUCUCCAAAUGAAUAGCACCGACACCAUUGGCACAGUCGAUGAUAAGUUUUGUUUUUCCAGUCUCAAAUGGCACGAAUUGUUUGCACAAGUCGACAAAGGAGGAAGAUAAGGUUUUGUAGUAAGAUUCAAUAUGAGGGAUCGAGGAAGGAACGUGAUACUCGGAGUUUUCGUUAAUGGCCUGAAUUAGCCAGUGUAAUUGGGGAGUCGUAAGAAGACCAUAGUCAUAAAAAUCGGCAUUACGACUCUGAAGAGCGUUUAUCAGAGUCUUCGAGAGGUGUGGAGACGACGGCCGUGUGUCUGAAGCCAGCACAACAGAUGGUUUCACGGAUGAAUAAGAGGGAUUGGCAAUGACUGUUUCAAUUUCUUUAAUAGCAGCUUCCAGUUCUGAUUCAGAAGAAGCGUUCGCCAGACGCGUACAGAGAGGUUCCCACGUUUGAUCCAGCAUUCCGCCGUUUGCAUCGAUGAUUUUUACGCCAUUAUCGUUUACUGGGUUGUGUGAAGCAGUGAUCAUAACGCCAAUAGUUUGGCCGUUAAGCUGUUGACUACGAAGACAAGCAGC
This is a messenger RNA of Schizosaccharomyces japonicus yFS275, 2657 nucleotides long. RefSeq names its product DNA endonuclease III. The coding region runs from base 4 to 1089 and encodes 361 amino acids. The transcript has a single exon. Gene Ontology annotation, biological process: DNA repair; base-excision repair; base-excision repair, AP site formation. Gene Ontology annotation, molecular function: oxidized purine nucleobase lesion DNA N-glycosylase activity; DNA binding; oxidized pyrimidine nucleobase lesion DNA N-glycosylase activity. NCBI's taxonomy places the organism in Eukaryota, Fungi, Ascomycota, Schizosaccharomycetes, Schizosaccharomycetales, Schizosaccharomycetaceae. Gene Ontology annotation, cellular component: nucleus; mitochondrion. The record is from RefSeq and is a predicted model, not a curated record.